Messenger RNA from Spodoptera litura, 958 nucleotides. RefSeq lists its product as uncharacterized. Gene Ontology annotation, biological process: electron transport coupled proton transport; aerobic respiration; mitochondrial respiratory chain complex I assembly. The record is from RefSeq and is a predicted model, not a curated record. Gene Ontology annotation, molecular function: 4 iron, 4 sulfur cluster binding; NADH dehydrogenase (ubiquinone) activity; quinone binding. Gene Ontology annotation, cellular component: respiratory chain complex I. NCBI's taxonomy places the organism in Eukaryota, Metazoa, Arthropoda, Insecta, Lepidoptera, Noctuidae.
UUUCGAAUUCAGAACGAACAUUCACCUGUCAAUGUUUCACCUGUCAACUUGUCAAACGCAUGUAGCCAGUCGCCCGGACGGUUUUUGAAAUAAUUUGUAAAAUAAUAUUAUUUUGUUACCAACGGAAUUAUGUUCCGUGCUUCUACUGGAGUUAUUAGGGAUACUCUGUGCAGACGUGAAACGAGAAUUGUCAAGAGUGUUGCGGUCCCAACUACAGAUUACAUAUGGAGAUAUGACCUAACACGCACGUUUCGUUUCAAUGUACCUGACAAGAAGAAAUGUGACAAAUCAGUGCAACCAGCCAACCAGAGCGAGACCAGGAAGAUCCCUCCAAUAUUCCCACACGUGGGCAAAGCCUACAAGCUGGAAGAAGUCAGGAGAUACUCCCCCUUCCAUUUCCCUGGUCAGUCUAAGCUCGAAUGGGUUAUAGCCCGGGCAGAUGACAUCCUCAACUGGGGGCGCAGGAAUUCUUUAUGGCCGAUAACUUUUGGGCUCGCAUGCUGUGCGCUGGAGAUGAUGCACUAUGCUGGACCCAGAUACGACAUGGAUCGUUUCGGUAUGGUGUUCCGGGGCACACCACGGCAGACAGACGUGGUUAUCAUCGCUGGUACUGUCACUAACAAGAUGGCUCCCAUUUUACGUAAAACGUACGAUUUGAUGCCGGAUCCUAAGUGGGUAGUGUCAAUGGGUACUUGUGCCAAUGGGGGUGGCUAUUACUAUUACACAUAUUCCACUUGCCGCGGAGCAGAUAGAAUUAUACCGGUCGAUAUAUACGUGCCAGGCUGUCCACCGACGGCUGAAGCCCUCCUGUAUGCCACGCUUUUACUGCAGAAAAAAGUAAAGCGUAUGAGAGUCUGUCAGGUUUGGUACCGGCAUUAGUGUAUUGCCGUUUUUAUCGAUAUAAAAACAUAUUUUGUUAUAGGAAAUUUAUUUCAUUUAAUGAAUUAUGAUACUGAAU